Molecule: messenger RNA, 491 nt
Organism: Notodromas monacha
Lineage: Eukaryota; Metazoa; Arthropoda; Ostracoda; Podocopida; Cyprididae
Source: the annotation of a GenBank genome assembly
AAUAUCUUGCCAAAGAACAAGAGUUCAUUCCAUGGAGGGCAACUGCCAAUGCUCUGGCCUAUAUUGACAAAAUGUUGGAACGCAGUGCUGGCUAUGGAUAUUUCAGGGAGUACAUGAAGACAUUGCUGAAUGGGACACUAGUGGAAUUUGAAAACUUGGAAGAUAUCAAGCCAGAGUACACUCAGGAUGUGACACAGCUGUUCAAGGAUGUUCUCAUUCAAGAGAGAGCAUGCAAAUAUGGUGUUGACAAGUGCAAAAGUGACGCCAGUGCUCAAUACAAAGAGUGGAUGACCAACUAUGAUGAAGCCUCGCCAGACAAUGCCACCAUAAGCCCAAAUGUGAAUUCCAUAGUGUACUGCUAUGGAGUGGCCAAUGGAGGAGAGGAGGAAUGGAACCAUGCCUGGAGGCACUACACCAAGACCAAUUUGGCUAGUGAGAAGACCGCAAUGUUGUCAGCCAUGGCUUGUACUGAAGAAGUUUGGCUUCUCAGC